ACGUGGUCGGGAUGUCAUGCCAUCUUGCUCGUAGACGGCUCUCUUCGACAGUCGAUAUAAGAGCUCUAGCCCGCCCCUCUUGAUGACAUCUUUCUUGCUUGCUAACACAACAAUCAUCAUCCCUUUCCCGUCCCACGUCUCUACCUGUUGCUGCCACACAUCUUGCCUUAGUACAGCACAGAAGUCACCCUUUCCCAGUUCCACUAGCCUUCAGCCAUCAUGCCUAUGUUUGAGGAUUCCGACUUUGGCGUCGAGACGCCCACUAGCCCUACCCAGCUGAGGAUGAAGCAAUCCCAAGCCAGCAUGAGCGGCUCGCCGCUGGCCGGGAGCCUCGCUAUUCCCUCCGAGAACCGGGAGGAUGGUCCGAUCGAGGUCCCGGCCACCCGCUCCUCCGUCUCAGAGGCUUCCAAGUACAUGCACAACCUCAGUGUCUCCCCUUCCAUGAGAGCGCGGAGGAGCUCGCGCAACUCUUUCGGCACAUCGCUUCCCAUUCCCCGGAGCAAGAGACAAUCUCGCCUGUCCUCUGUGCACUAUCCUGAUGGAGUGCCUACCGGUCAGCCCCAGCGCCCGGGUAUGCCUCCGAUCCAGCCCACACGCGCUCUUUUGGCUGCCCAGGUCCAGUCGGUCUCUGCCGACAAGGUCAAGAAGGCCAAGAAUAUGGCUUUCGCCUUCGACAUUGAUGGUGUCCUGGUCCAUGGCGACCGUCUAAUCCCCGAGGGCCAGCGUGCUCUCGAGAUUCUCAAUGGCGACAAUGAGCUUGGCAUCAAGAUUCCCCACAUCUUCCUCACCAACGGCUCCGGCAAGAUCGAGACUGAGCGUUGCGCACAACUCUCACGCAUCCUGCACAACCCCGUCUCGACCGAGCAGUUCAUCCAGAGCCACACUCCCAUGAGCGCUCUUUCCGAGUACUACCACACCGUCCUCGUCGUUGGUGGUGAGGGCUACAAGUGCCGCGACGUCGCCGAGCAGUACGGCUUCAAAGACAUUGUCGUGCCCAACGACAUUGUGGCUUCUGAUCCCACCAUUGCCCCUUACCGUGUUUUCACCGAGGAGGAGCGUGCGUCUUCGCGGCCUCGCGACUUUACCAAGACCAACAUUGAUGCCAUCCUGGUCUUCUCCGACUCUCGCGACUAUGCGACCGAUAUGCAGAUCAUCAUGGACCUGCUCCGGUCCGAGAACGGCCGCCUUGGCACGAUCGCCAAGGACCCUGUCUCGCAGCGUAUCCCCAUCUACUUCUCGCAGGGUGAUUUCCUUUGCCCGACCGAGCACCCCAUCCCUCGCAUGUCGCAGGGCACCUUCCGCAUUGGUCUCGAGGCCAUGUACAAGGCUCUCACCGGCGUCGAUCUUGAGCGCGUUGUCUACGGCAAGCCCGAGAUGGCUACCUACAAGUAUGCCGACGAGAUUCUCACCUCGUGGAUGGGGGAGCUCCACGGCGAGGAGAGACUGCCCGAUAACGUCUACAUGAUUGGAGACAACCCGGCAUCUGACAUUAUCGGCGGAAACCUCAAGGGCUGGAACACUUGCCUGCUGCGCACCGGUGUCUUCCAGGGUGGCGAGAACGACAUUGAGAACCCGGCCAACUUUGGCGUCUUCCCUACUGUCCUCCAGGCCGUCGAAGCUGCCCUGCGCAAGGAACUUGGCGAUGACUUCAAGAUGAAGUUUGACGAGGAGAGCAUCAACCCCAUCAACCACGAUGGCAAGGCUGGCGCUGCCAUUGAGUAGAAUUAUAUACCCCCCACCACCUUUUGCAUUUGGGCAUGAGCGCAACGAUAUAGAAUGGGCAGGAGUUCUCUGGCGUCUCUGUUUUGGUUUCCAUAUCCAUAGUUUCAAAGCAUCUAGGACUAGUAUGCAGAAUUUCAUUACCUGACCAACACCGAUGUGCUGCUGUGCGUGAUUUGUAUUGCAAUGUGUGCAUACGUAGAAGACUCUAUGCAACGCGCAACUGCCAUGGUGCGCUUUCACACGCCAGAUGUGGACAUGUUCCGAUUAGUUGUCUGACAACGUUGAAGAAAUAGUUCAAACAUUCGCGCUUUGAGAGUUGGGCUGCAAAUAGUCGACAG
Microdochium trichocladiopsis is the source of this 2060-nucleotide messenger RNA. Its product is annotated as HAD-like domain-containing protein. Gene Ontology annotation, biological process: glycerophospholipid biosynthetic process. The record is from RefSeq and is a predicted model, not a curated record. The transcript has a single exon. Bases 220 to 1722 code for a protein of 500 amino acids. Gene Ontology annotation, cellular component: mitochondrion. NCBI's taxonomy places the organism in Eukaryota, Fungi, Ascomycota, Sordariomycetes, Xylariales, Microdochiaceae.